AUGGCGCCCGACGCUACUGGCCUCCAACCUGGAUGCACAUACCGCGUGGGCCUCCUGGAGUACACCCUGGAGAAGGCUUGGUUCUGCCAGUUCUGCGUUGGUAUUUUGAUCUGCGUGAGCAAUGGUGCCUGCUUCUGCUUUUCCAUCUUCAGCCCCUUCAUGAAGGGCGAGGGUUUCAGGUACAGCCAGUUUGAGAUCGAUGCCAUCUCCACUGUCGGAGUCCUCCUCAGCUACUUUUCGAUGCCAACGGGCUUCUUGUAUGACCGCAAAGGCCCGGCCGCCACGUUGCUUGUCGGGACACUGCUCAACAUCACAGGCUGGGCAGGCAUGUCCUUGAUUUUCAGCGGUGUGCUCUCCCACAGCCCGGCCGUCAUGGCGAUCUUCUACGGUCUAUCGCAGCUUUCCGCAAGCUUCUAUGAGACCGGCAGCAUACUCACUAACUUGAGGUCCUUCUCCUGCUACCAAGGGCGCGUCAUUUUGAUUCAGAAGACCUUCAUGGGCCUUGGCAGCUCCCUCGUGGCGCAGGUCUACAUCGCCUUCUUCGAAAAGACCCUUUCCGGUAUUGCGCCCUUCUUCCUCUUUCUAGUGUUGUACUCCGGCUUUGCGGGGACUUUAGGUGUGCUGUAUUUGCGUCUACCGACGCCUGCGACGCGCUGUGUUGGCAUCAACAUCGAGGACGCCGACACCCGCGCCCGCGGUGGUGGUGAGCCGCGCAUGUUCGCGCUCCCCUUCAACGUCGGCACCUCCAUCCUCUGCUUCAGCGUGGCCUUCAUUUUGCUCGCCUCGCUCAUAGAAAACUAUGUUCAUCCCUUGAGCAAUGAAUGGCGCGUGGCCAUUGGGCUUGCCACGGUCGGCCUCUGCGUCUCCUUCACUGCUAUGAUCUUCACCACACCGAACUACGAAGUGAACCGACGCCGCGAUGCGGGCGACGCAGACACGGGUGGCAUUGACGACAAGGCAUCAGCCUUGGAUGCCUCCACGGCUCUCUUGCCGCCGACGGCAGCUAAGGCCCGAAGCGUCGCUGCCAUGGCCACGGAGGAUGGCCGCUGCUCCGCCCUGAAGGACGAUCUUGACGCAUGCGGUGGGCCGAUGGUUAAUGCGGCUCCACCUGCUGGGGUGACAGAUCUAUCAACGACUACAGCGACGCUUGACCCAGCUCUGCCAGCACAACCGCCCCUGGGACCCAGUGUCGCCGGUGAAGACUCCCAGGAGGGCCUUGGUAUGUUGAACGAUAAAACCUUGUGGGAAAACCUACGGCACUGCGAGCUGUGGCUGCUGUGGUUCGUCUGCUUUGGGGCGUGGAGUGCCAUGACGGUGGUGUCGUCUAACAGCACCCACAUCUACCAAUCUAUUGCACGCGGCUCCUUCUCUCUCACCGUCAACACCGUUUUUGUGUCGAUCUACGGCGUGGCGAGCGCGCUGGGUCGCAUCCUUGUCGGCGCUCUCUACCCACGGAUGGCACAGCUGCGAAUCCACGUGGCAGCGCUGCUGCUGGUCGCGCCGCUUCUCAAUGCCAUCGGACUGCUGCUCUUCCUCGUCUCCUCGGAUCGUGUCCUGUUUGUGCCGUUUUUCGUGGUGGGCCUUGCCGUAGGUUUCUCGUGGGGGAGUACGGUGCUCACCGUCACGUCCGUCUUCACCCCGUCGAACUGCGGCAAGCAUUACAGCUUUCUGUACACUGCGGGCAUGCUUUCACCCAUCAUCUUCAAUAUGGCGCUCUUCGGCCCCGUGUACGAUCAUUACCAAGCAAAGCAGGGGCACGAGAAGGAUGGCUUCUGCGAGGGCGUGGUAUGCAUCGCUGUGCCGUUGGUGGUGUGUAUGGUGGUGAACAUGUUUGCCGUGAUGUCGGCAUACGUGUUUUACAAGUGCAUCACAGCGCGUCGCUAG
Molecule: messenger RNA, 1884 nt
Organism: Leishmania major strain Friedlin
Lineage: Eukaryota; Euglenozoa; Kinetoplastea; Trypanosomatida; Trypanosomatidae
Exons: 1
Coding region: 1-1884 (627 amino acids)
Cellular component (GO): membrane
Source: RefSeq, a predicted model, not a curated record